Molecule: messenger RNA, 585 nt
Organism: Arachis ipaensis
Lineage: Eukaryota; Viridiplantae; Streptophyta; Magnoliopsida; Fabales; Fabaceae
Source: RefSeq, a predicted model, not a curated record
AUGGGUGUAGAUGCUUUUAUAGCUGUGAUGAACACCACGGCUGAGGUUGUGCGUGAAACGACAAUUGCGACAACACGAGCAAUUGACCAUUUAGGAGAAAGGAAUGAAGAUCAUAACGGGGGACACAAUGGUGAGUGUGGUGGAGACGGUAAUGAUAAUGAUGGAGCUAGAAACCACGAUAACCCUAUGACACUAGCAACCUUUCUGAAGGUGAAUCCGCCCAAGUUUAAGGGGACACUUGUUGCAACUGAAGUUGACAAUUGGUUUCGUGGUAUUGAGAAGUCAUUGCGAGCAUCUAUUCGUGAUGCUAAAGAAAUAGAACUGAUGCAGUUAACACAGGGAAAUAUGUCAGUGGAAGAAUAUACUCGAAAAUUUGAGGAUUUGUGCCGAUUUUUGAAGAUUUGUCAGGGAAACCCAGAAGAUUUUGAAGAAUGGAAGUGUUUGAAGUACGAAGGAGGACUUCGCAACGAGCUGAUGCAUUUAUUGGUCCCAUUGGAAAUACAGAAUUUCACAGAGCUUGUCAAUAAGAGUCAGCUGAUCGAAGACUCUGAACAUAAGAUGGCAACGUCAAGGAUGGGUCAUUGA